UCUCAUGCAUUUGCAGCUUUAUGCAUCUGAAAAUGAAAUCUGUGUGCUCUAUCGAGUAUGAGAUAUCCAUUUAGCCUUAUUUUAUGUGAUUUUCUACGAGUAAUCGGACCUAUAGACUGAUCAACCUCACCGUUAACUUAACCUGGAGUCUCUUUGGGUUUAACUGUUUCUGAAGCCCAUGAAGGUACUAUAUACCAGUGCGCCACCAGGCCGCGCCACUGGGAGCGUGGAUGUGCUCUCCCACAUUUGUUUUUACAGCUCUGACGUCAGCAACCUGCAACUGAACGAAUGAACUAACGGAGCACCGAGCCCCUACCGGAGCUACCGGGAGGCAGUAGUGUUACAGAGCGAGUCCCCGCCGCCGCCCGCCCCGGAGGAGCCAAACGGAAGAACCGAGCAAUGCGCACCGCCGCCCAGUAACGCAGAAUAGACGAGUGGAGAAGAAGAAGAAGAAGAAGAAGAAGUAGGGAACCGUUAUCGUGAUUUACUAACGGAGGAAAAAAGAGACUAGAAAGACACGGACAACUGACGGACCAGCUCCAAGACCACGCGUGAGAAGCGACCAGCUGCGGAGAUUUUAUCGUCUCGGUGUUGCGCUGUGGAUCAAACCGAGCGGAUCCCUGAUUUCAAUGCUUUAACGGUGCUUCUACCCGGCUGCCCAGAAAGAAACAGAGGGAUCGUAGAGGGAUCGAAGCUUGAGCAGAGAAAAGGGGGGCAAUAAACCAGCGAAGGAAAGAAAAAGGAUUUGCGGUUGAAGUUUCAUUCAUUCGUCUAAUUAUUGCGCUUUCUUCCGUGGAUCCCGGUACCGAUACUCUAUCAAGCUGUGUUCUCUGACCAUGGGAUGUACUCUGAGCGCAGAGGAGAGGGCGGCUCUGGACCGGAGCAAAGCCAUCGAGAAAAACCUGAAGGAGGACGGCCUCACCGCGGCCAAAGAUGUUAAACUGCUGCUGCUCGGGGCCGGAGAGUCAGGGAAAAGCACCAUCGUCAAACAGAUGAAGAUCAUCCACGAAGACGGUUUCUCCGGCGAUGACGUAAAGCAGUACAAGCCCGUUGUUUACAGCAACACCAUCCAAUCUUUGGCCGCCAUCGUCCGCGCCAUGGACACGCUGGGCCUGGAGUAUGGAGACAAAGAGCGCAAGGCGGAUGCGAAGAUGGUGUGCGAUGUGGUCAGUCGUAUGGAGGACACGGAGCCUUACUCUGCUGAGCUGCUCUCCGCCAUGAUGCGUCUGUGGUCUGACUCGGGCAUCCAGGAGUGCUUCAGCCGCGCCCGAGAGUACCAGCUCAACGAUUCAGCGCAGUACUACCUAGACAGCCUAGAUCGAAUUGGUGCGGCAGACUACCAGCCCACAGAGCAGGACAUCCUGAGGACCCGAGUGAAGACCACAGGCAUCGUCGAGACACACUUUACCUUCAAAAACCUUCAUUUCAGGCUGUUUGAUGUGGGAGGUCAAAGGUCAGAGAGGAAGAAGUGGAUUCAUUGUUUUGAGGAUGUCACAGCCAUCAUUUUCUGUGUGGCGCUCAGCGGAUAUGACCAGGUGCUGCAUGAGGACGAGACCACGAACCGCAUGCACGAGUCUCUCAAGCUGUUCGAUUCCAUCUGUAACAACAAGUGGUUUGAGGAAACCUCCAUCAUCCUCUUCCUGAACAAGAAGGACCUCUUUGAAACCAAGAUCAGCAAGUCGCCGCUGUCCAUCUGUUUCCCCGAGUACACUGGUGUAAACACUUACACAGAGGGACUGGGAUACAUCAAGUCUCAAUAUGAGAGCAAGAACAAGUCACCCAAGAAAGAAGUGUACUCCCACGUGACCUGUGCUACGGACACCAACAACAUCCAGUUUGUCUUUGACGCCGUCACUGACGUCAUCAUAGCUAAUAACCUCAAAGGGUGUGGCCUGUACUGAUGAUGCUAUUAAACUUUGGCCAAUGGAUGCUGGGUGUUUGACUUGUAUGUGAGAGAGUCGGUCAAAUGUGGGAUCUGAGCUGUUCUCAUUUCUCAUACUGGCCAAAUUUGAAUUAACUGGUUGGUUUUUGGUGGUUGGUUGGCUGAGACAUCUUAUCUUUUUCAAUCCUAAUUAAGAACCGUUCAUUUUAAUCGUACCUUCUGUCUAAAGUCUGUUCUCGCUGUGCUACAGAUAUUUUGCACAAUACCUAAGCUGAGAAGCAGAACGAGAGACCAGCUGAGCCGAACACAGUGUACUGAGUCACUCGUCUACCAGAUGUAUUUACUUUUUUCCCUUUGAUUUCAAUUUGUGUAUUCAUACUUUUCUAUCAUAAAUUUGUCCCUUAUACCAAAAGUCGACGCAAACAUGCGUAUGAUUAGUCUUAGUGGGGGUCAAGUUUAGCCAACUCAAAGCUUCAAUCAAAACUGACUUUAUUGCAGGCAUUUUAAGUACUAAGUAUUAAUUUCAGAGCUGUUAAGUCAAUGAAAAUAAUUGUAUGAUAUUUUCAGAGUAGUAGAGUAUUUGUGCCCACUAAGAAGCUGAGGGGGGAGUUACAGCAACACUGUUGUGAAAUGCAAAUGAUAAAAAUAAUAAUCUAUAAUGAAUUUUGUAUGUUUUAUUUGAAUGGGAUUGCCACUUUUACACGUAAAGUUCCCAUAGUGAAAAACAGAGUACACCCUGGUCACUAGUGGGUGGUCCACAGGGACACUGCAGACAGACAGACACUCCUGCUGGAUGCUUAUUUGUGCUGUGAACUUUUAUCCUCGUCAUCCUCACAUUAAAGGUCCACUCUGUGGACUUUUUAAAAUAAAAUCGUGUCAUUCUAAAGAGUCGGGCCGUGAGAACAUAGCACGAAAUCUUACUGCUGUGCAUUUCAUCCAGGAUGAAACUUUUUAGGCCCGUGUAGAUUUCAGUAAACCUCCUGAUAGUUUCCCCUUUUGAUUGGAUCUAAUUUCAUAGUGUAAAUGAGUGCAUAAAGAGGAUGUUGUUGCUUGAGCCACGCCACUGUCAUCGUUAAUCCCUGCAGACGUCAUUCCCAGCAGCAGGCUGAUCUUGCUUCUUGCAUGGGACUCCUUAAAAUCAAUUCAAACAAAGAGCCACAGAAGCUUGUGCCGUUUCCGCCUGGAUAAUGCAUCAGCAGAAGUAUUGAUUUUAAAGGGCACUGGCACUGCAUCCACUGUGUCAGGCUGCACCGUGCAAUAUCCCUGCUGUCCUCCAUUCCACCUUAAAAAACCAGAGGUGAGCUUUGAAAGAUUACAGACUGAUGUGUUUGUCCUCUGGGACAGGAACGCAGAGUCUGUGACUACGAUUGUAUCCACGCUGUUCUCCUUUUUGCCGAUCGAGUAGCUCGACGUCUGUUUGGAAUUGAUCAUAAAAUGAACAGAGAAGUGACGGGCGCUGUCAGACCCCGCUUAGAGAGAGCAAUACGGGAGCUACGUCAUUAGUUCCUCCGUGUAGCCACAGUUGACAUCGUCAAACUAAGCCGAGCGCGCUCCCCACCAAACAGAGUCAUCUUUAUGUAUGAGAAGGGCAUUCGCUUUAUUCCACUUUUCCAUCCACGCAUAAACAACCAGAUGUGCUCCCUCUGCUCAGAGCUGCCAUUUUUGGAGCACAGGUAGAUGUCAUCAUCGGCCCGUCCGACCACAUCUGUGCCAAAUUUGGUAAUUAGAAACAGAGCGCUCCCUGAGGCUGUCGUUCAGCCUGCAUGCUGUGUGCCGUGUACUGAUGUGUCUUUUGUGUGUUCAUGUUUUCAGAUUGUAUAUAGUUACCUAUGUGUGUCUGUUGAUAGUACAGAAAAGGUCACAGUGUGUGUGUGUGUGUGUGUGUGUGUGUGUGUUCAUGAACGUGUGUGUGUUGUGUAAGAGACAACAUCAGCCCAUGGGUGCUGCGGUGGAGGCAGCAUCUGUGGAUUAAUUACCCAGAGGGCACCUAUCUACCCUUUCAGCACAGACAGGCCUCAGACACACAAACACACUCACGGGGCUUCAAAAUGUCACAACACCUUAGUUGCCAAAUAAUACUGCAGUUUCCAGCCAAAGAGGUUCACACGGCCACACAACAAGCCGCUGCCACGACUGCUACAGGCGUUGUCUGCUCUGACUGAUCUGUUACAUGUAGAGAAAGGAAAACGGUCUCUCUGCGUUCUGUGUGAGCCUCUCCUUAGUUUUCACUCUCAGUAGCUUCAUUCAUUCGCUACACUUUGCAUGAAGCUUCUGUUCUUUCCAAACACAAAGUGUUUAGUGUUGACAUGCUGAAAUCGGUGCUUAAUCCCAUCGAUCCAAAAAUCAAAGUUCGUCUAUAAAUUUGGAUUUUUUUGUUAAACCGUGGAAUGAUCGCGUACAGAGUUCAAACACGAUCCUUUCCCUCCCCGUCUAUGCAGUGCAGAGGUUAGUAUCAUUGCAAUCACACAUUGCACUCGUAAUAAAGCCAAAUCUCCUUUUGCCUAAAUGAUUUUUCUCUGUGUGAUACGCGUAGGAGCACAACUGUGCGUCUGAUGCAACAGAUACACUCUGUUUAGUCACUCCACAUCCACGCUGCGCUGACGACUGCUGCUCUGCAAAGGUGUUGCUUGUGCUGUGCCUCCUGGUAGCCGUUAACAUGCAGAUGAAAGGAAACCGUUACGUUUGUGCUGCCGUUGGGCUGACGGUGACAGGACAGUGUUGGAGCUUUGUCUUGCAACGUUAACCUGAGGCACCGCACGGACCUACAGGGAUUCAGGCUGUUAAAUUGGUUAGAGUGAUCUCAGAUCAGUGUGUGACUAAUUUUAUUCACAGAACACAACACUUGAAUUUUACUGAUGAACAUACGCUAAAAACAGCAGCUAAUAGAAAAUUUACUGAAUUGAGCAGAAACAUAUUUUUUCAUAAACAGUUCAGUCGAGGUGAUGGUGUACAUGAUGAGAGGUGAAAAGACCAAAGUCAGUCUGUUACGCAAUUAAAAAUGUGAAAGCCUCAUUUUUUAGUGGAGGUGAACAGUGUAAGUGCUCUGCUUCACCUACAGUGUUUACAGUUCAGUCUCGUAUGUUCAUGACACGGAGCAGGCGCCCGGGAUGAGAAACGUGCGGCCCUUCACAUUAUUACCUUUUAGACCUCGUCGUUGUUUCUGCUUCAGGCGAGCUGUAACACAAUUAGUGGUUUAGAACCAAUCCCAAAUAACAGAAGACAACUGCAACAGUAGGCGAGGUCAAGAGGACAAGAGGAGGACAAGGAAGUAGCAAAUACUUCAUAUUAAUGGCAAAUACUUCAUUCCUAUAGGCUGCGCUGAAGGACACAUUUGUGGGUCGUUUGUUUGCAUUGUUGUGCUGUGUGGAUAACACAAUCAGUGGCCUAUUCAGCUUGGAGAGCUGGGGACAGCAGCGUGGGUGUGCUUCUGGGCAGCAGGUGGUGUCACAAAAGAAAUGUUAGCACCUUUUGCCAUGUCAUUGCCACAGCAGCACAAAAAGCUGUUGAAAUGUCACAAUGGCAGCCAAACCGAAGUGUCAAAUCUUUCCCGUGUUAGGUUUAAAUGAGCUCUGUGGUGUGUUUUUGCUGACUUAUUUGUAAUUUGGAUUUAGAAACAGGGUUUUGCUUGCAACCUUUUAACAUUCAGUCCUUGCUAAACCUCAGCAGCUGAUGUAAUGUGCACUCAGGCCUCUGCGGAGGUCCCUGCCAUGCUGCUGAGCUGGGAGAGAUGUCAGCGAGCUGGGGGACAUGACUGUAAUGAGCCAUGAUAGAAUCAGGUAGAGUUUAUGUCACUGCACAUCGGCAUCCUUGCACUCGCCGUGCUCUCGCUGCUUUAACCUUCCAGUCUCCGUUCAACCAACAUGCUGGUACCAACCAACACUCACUGUACUGUACAAGUCGCCACAUCUACAAAGCUGUUAUCUGUGCGUGUGUGAGUUUGUAUGAGCGUGUGCUUGCGCGUGCGUGUGAAUGCUGCAUUUUAUCCAUCACUGUGCAUAAAAUGCAUCUGCUGUAACUCCCUCACUGUUGUCAUAAUUUAUUGGAUGUUGUAUUUAUACAUGAGACAAAGACAAUAAAGCAUCACAUGAGUAACUUGA
Messenger RNA from Oreochromis niloticus (Nile tilapia), 5979 nucleotides. Its product is annotated as guanine nucleotide-binding protein G(o) subunit alpha. The transcript is spliced from 8 exons. Lineage: Eukaryota; Metazoa; Chordata; Actinopteri; Cichliformes; Cichlidae. Gene Ontology annotation, biological process: adenylate cyclase-modulating G protein-coupled receptor signaling pathway; G protein-coupled dopamine receptor signaling pathway. Bases 837 to 1901 code for a protein of 354 amino acids. Gene Ontology annotation, cellular component: heterotrimeric G-protein complex; cytoplasm. The record is from RefSeq and is a predicted model, not a curated record. Gene Ontology annotation, molecular function: GTP binding; G protein-coupled serotonin receptor binding; corticotropin-releasing hormone receptor 1 binding.